GUUAAACUUGAAAGUGUCAUGGAAUAUGGCUCAUUGACUCCCAAUAUCCCUGACAAUAGACACCGCUCGUCUCUUGGUGAUUCGUGCCCUACUAUAAAUUCUACAAGCUUUACCGACAGCUACAAUGUCCACCCCUCCUUAAAACCUAAUCGUUAUCAUGUACGUGACACUUCACCUGUUCAUUUUACGGCAAAGCUCUCCCCAUCUGACCACUUAAUGAAUCACCAUACUACACAUGCGCUUCAAGUAUCUCAUACGUCAAUGUCUCAACAAUUGAAUUUGACCCCUAAUAGUUCCACCUUUACCCAACAGCCUUCUGGCCAAUUAGUUGCUCCUGUUGCUGCUCAUCCAAAUGUCACUGGUGUUGCCGUCACACCGGGAGUCGGACAGUCAGCUGGGAUCUUGGAUUCUUCCGGCUCGCUUUUGCCAACUCUCUCACAGCACAAAUCGGGUUCCGCUUUUCAGCCACGUAUUGUACAACCACAACAAUAUCUGUCUAGUUGUUCUAAUAACUCUCCCGGUGUCAUGCACCAAUCAUCUACAAAUAGAUCGAUACUUCAGACUCAGACAUCCUCAUCCACUCAGCCUCUCCCACCUUCAAGUAACCCAGUGGUCAGCAUUCCCGCUCCUAAUAAUAAUGCUAUAGGGAUUAGUCUCACUCCUACAAAUAAUUCACUUGGAUGUGGAGUAGCUGCAGCAACUACUGGCACUAUUGAAAUCCCCAAUGCAAAGCCCAGUGAAGCUCUAUUCGUGCGGGCGCUUAUCGGUAGGUGCAAACGACUUGCUCCUCUCUGGUUUCGGUGUGUUUCUUCUAUGCGAGAGCGUAAUCGUGAAGAAAAUAGACGCGCCGCCACAAACUGCGGACAGUCACAAAAUGACUGGACAGCUGUAGCAGAACGAGUUGCGGUCUAG
Molecule: messenger RNA, 912 nt
Organism: Protopolystoma xenopodis
Lineage: Eukaryota; Metazoa; Platyhelminthes; Monogenea; Polystomatidea; Polystomatidae
Source: the annotation of a GenBank genome assembly